Messenger RNA from Neltuma alba, 1592 nucleotides. RefSeq names its product probable purine permease 10. Gene Ontology annotation, cellular component: membrane. Gene Ontology annotation, molecular function: purine nucleoside transmembrane transporter activity. Bases 56 to 1324 code for a protein of 422 amino acids. The transcript is spliced from 2 exons. Lineage: Eukaryota; Viridiplantae; Streptophyta; Magnoliopsida; Fabales; Fabaceae. The record is from RefSeq and is a predicted model, not a curated record.
UCUCUCUCUCUCUCCUUUCUCUCAAGUCUCACCCCAAAAAAAAAAAAAAUUGUUUAUGUUUGCCAUGGGAGAACCUCAAGAAUUGCAGCUUUCCAUAAUAGAACCUGAUGAAGCCAAAGAGAAGAAUCUAAAUAGGGAUACAGAAUCUCACUCAGACAAGAAAACAAGUCCCAAUGGAGAUACCGAUGAUUUCCCUAAUAAUGAAGCCACUGCCAGCACCACAAUCAGAAACCAAAAGAGACAUCAACGUUGGUUAAGAAUAGGCUUGUAUACUGUCUCUGUUUUACUGGGCCAAUCAACUGCAACACUCUUGGGAAGAUUGUACUACCAAGAAGGUGGACACAGCAAAUGGUUGGAAACACUAGUCAUUGUUGCGGGUUUCCCUGUGCUCCUGCCGUUUUAUUGUAUUGCUGCAUUUGAACUCCCCUCCGCAACAAAUACCAUUCACAAUCAUGAACAACCCCCUGUUUCAAAGCUUGCAUUUGUGUAUGUCUCCCUUGGCCUUCUUGUUGCAUUAGACAGCUACUUGUUCUCUGUUGGUCUCUCUUACCUUCCUGUUUCUACAUUUGCUCUUAUUUCCGCCUCGCAAUUAGCCUUCAAUGCUUUCUUCUCCUUCUUCCUUAAUUCGCUCAAAUUCACACCUUACAUCAUAAACUCCUUAGUCCUUUUAACAAUGUCCUCCGUCCUCCUUGUCUUUCACAAUGAUUCUCCAUCAGCAUCCGCACAAGUUUCAAAAAAGAAGUAUGCGAUCGGGUUCAUAUGCACAGUUGCUGCUUCAGCUGGAUAUGGACUGGUGCUUUCUCUGACACAGUUGGCUUUCAGGAAGGUUUUGAAAAAGCAAAGUGUCAAGGUGAUUUUGGACUUGUUAGUGUACGAAUUCUUUGUGGCAACUUUGGCAAUACUGGUGGGGCUGUUUGCUAGUGGGGAAUUUAGAAAUUUGCAGGCAGAAAUGAAGGAGUAUAGAACGGGGAAGGCAAGUUAUGUGCUGAAUCUGAGCUUCACUGCAAUAUCAUAUCAAGUUUUUAAUGUGGGAACUAUGGGUUUGAUUCUGGAGGUGUCAUCAGUGUUCUCAAAUGUGAUAAGUGUUGUGGGUUUGCCAAUUGUACCUAUUUUGGCGUUAGUGUUCUUCCAUGACAAGAUGAACGCGUUGAAGGUGAUAUCCUUGAUACUUGCUCUUUGGGGCUUUUUAUCAUACACGUACCAGCAGUACUUGGAUGACACCAGUUCUCCUACUGAUGAGCACAGAAACAGCGAUGAAUUUCGCAGCAACCCAGUAUCAGAAGGGAUUAAUGGAACAUAUGGGCAAGUAGGGGUAGUUCGUUGAUGCACUUUAAGAGAAAAAUAGUGGUUGGAAGAAGCAUAGAUCAAUCAAAUCUGGACCCAAUAAUUGAUGGAUUCCUGUAUGGUUAUUGCAUUAAUGCGAAUAAAUCGAGUCAGUUAAAACUUUCUCAACACAAUGUUACAAAUUCUCGAUGUGAUCUGACGCAGAGAUGCAAGAAUUUUUAAGCAAGCACGGUCAUAUGUGCAUGUAUGAACUAACCAUAUAGGUAAACUUUUAGAAAUGCAGAAACAACUGACAUGAAAUUUUCUCA